Molecule: messenger RNA, 2187 nt
Organism: Lineus longissimus
Lineage: Eukaryota; Metazoa; Nemertea; Pilidiophora; Heteronemertea; Lineidae
Exons: 1
Coding region: 1-2187 (728 amino acids)
Source: RefSeq, a predicted model, not a curated record
AUGCUAGGGACGUCUUCCCAGGACCAGGAUGAGAUAGGUGGCUAUGCAGCCACUUGUUCAGUUAUGUCAGGUAUUCACUUAGAUAGCUGUUUACGUGCGUUAUGGAACCAAGAUUUGAUGACCGAUGGUAAAGAGACAGAGUUUACACCCGAAGAGCAGAGGAUUAUAGAUGGUGUUGAAGCUUCAAAGGUGUACCACAGGGAGCAGGGAUGUUACGAGGUUUCCAUCCCAUGGAUAGAUGGCAGUCCGGAACUUCCAUGUAACUACGAGAUCGCCCGUCGCCGCCUGGUGUCCUUGGAGAGAACCUUGAUGAAGAAACCGAAACUGGCGGAGAAGUACAAAGACGGGAUGAAGCAAAACAUCGAGAAGGGAUACCUGAAAAAGGUGCCAGAUGCAGACAUUGCUUCUGGGUGGUAUCUUCCGCACUUUCCGGUGGUUCGGGAGGACAAGGAGACUACGAAGGUGAGGAUAGUGUUUGAUUCUGCAGCCCAGUAUCAAGGAGUCUCCUUGAAUGAUAAGAUGCAUGCUGGUCCCAAGCUUCAAAGAGGAAUCUUCGACAUCUUGGUGAGAUUUCGCGUGGGUCAAGUUGGUCUGGCUGGAGACAUCAAGGAGGUGUUCUCCCAAGUUUUGCUGUCUGAGAGAGAUCGCAAAUUUCACAGAAUCUUAUGGAGAGAUCUAAAUGUCUCAUGUGCCGUUAAAGUUUAUGAGUCGACCAGACUAACUUUUGGGGAUAAAGCGUCUCCUUUUCUUGCCAUGCAUGUCUUGCAGACUCACGCCAGAGAUCACCAGGAUGUGUGCCCAGCUGUUGCCUUUGUGUGCCUGUACUGCACAUAUAUGGAUGAUGCGAUUACCUCGAUUGAUGGGACUUGGGAGGCCAAACAGCUACGGAAAGAUUUGGCUGCCAUUUUGAUUAAGGCCGGAUUCUACAUUCGGAGAUGGUGCAGUAACGUCCUACUGGCAUUGGAGGGAGUACCUGCCGAAGAUAGAGCUAGUGGACAGUUGGAGGUGAGCGAUUCCACUUUACCAAGCAUCAAGACGUUGGGAAUCAGGUGGGAUGCCGAGCCUGACUGUUUUGGGUUUGCUGCCAAGAAGAUUGUCGUCCCAGAGGUCGUUACCAAGAGGUCGCUGUUGAGUCGCAUUGCUACACUGUUCGAUCCCUUACAGUGGUUGGCACCUUUCACCAUCCGUGUAAAGAUGACGUUACAGCAGUCCUGGGUUUUGGGAUUGGACUGGGAUGAACCUAUGCCUGAGGCCCUGGUGAUAGAAGCAACAGAAUGGUUCGAGCAGUUACCGAGGAUAGAACAGCUAGUCAUCCCAAGGCGAUACUUUACCCAGCCAUCAAAUGAGGGAGUUGUUACCAUUCACACUUUUUCCGAUGCCAGUUCGGAAGCAUAUGCCGCCGUGAGUUAUGCCCGUUAUGUCUCAGCUGGCGGAGAGAUAGAGCUGUCAUUGGUCGCAGCAAAAGCCAGAGUCGCGCCCUUGAGAGCAGUGAGUAUUCCGCGACUUGAAUUGAUGGGAGCCGUGCUAGGCUAUAGACUCACGCUGAAGAUUACUACCUUGCUGAAGUGUCCAAUAGAAAAGGCAACAUUUUGGACCGACUCACUAGAUGUGGUUCAUUGGGUACGGAAUCAGUCGAGGCGAUUUAAGCCGUUUGUGGCCAAUCGUAUUGCUGAGUUGCAAACUGAAUCUAAUCCUCACCAAUGGCGUUUUGUUCCAGGCAAAGAGAAUCCUGCAGAUGUAGCCACGAGAGGGAUGUCGGUGGAGGAUCUGACCAGUCCGAAUGUAUGGUUCCAGGGCCCGGAAUUCUUACAUAAGGAAGAGAGCCAGUGGCCGACGUGUAAGACUCUGAUCAACCCUACAGACCAAGCUGUAAUCGAGUCUUCCAAGUCGUGUGUGCAGACAAAUGCCAUGGUUGCAGUUUCAACACCAGAACUUCUCGAAAGAAUGAACUACACCAAGUACUCCACAUGGAAUCGAUUGGUACGUGUGAUGGCUUGGAUGAUAAGGUUUGUCCACAUUGUUAGAGGAGGACCUCAGCAGAGGGUGAAUCGACAGGAACCUGACAAGAAUGGGUGCAAUUCCAGCGAGUUAGAUGGGUCUGAUCGACAGUAUGAUGGUCACACUUCAAAAUGUAAGAAUUUCGGUGAUAGACAAGCUGAUACUGACGAAAUUCCGAAUGAUGCCUAA